GCCGCGUCGGUCGAUGCAACAACUACAAGAAAUACAACUGUGUAUAUUAUAUAGAAGAAAAAAAAAAAACAGAGAGAUGGUGAGAAAAAAGAAUCUUUGAAAACCAAUAACUGAUCUGGCAGAUGCAGUUGUUGAGCUUAUGUUAUACAAAUGGUGAAGAAAUUGAAGCAUCAAUGGUGGAGGUCUCCUCAAAACAACAAUUACUCCUUCCUUAUCAAAUUGGGUGUUUCAGUUCUUCUAGUGGCUCUUGCAUUUGUGCUUAUCUACAACAAAUCCUCUGAUUCUUUUGCACUUUCAGCCUCCCCUUUUCUUCAAAACACCAUUUCUCAACAAAAUACACAUCACAUUCCUACCAAAGAGUAUGGCACAGACAGUGAAGAAAAGUGCAAUCUUUUUACUGGGGAGUGGGUUGCUUAUAAGGCAGAGCCUGUGUACACAAAUAGGAGUUGCAGCUUCAUUGAAGAACACCAGAAUUGUAUGAAGAAUGGCCGGCCCGACACGAAUUAUCUUUACUGGAGGUGGAGUCCCCGGGGUUGUGAGCUGCCUCGGCUUGACCCCGGGAGGUUCCUGCAGUUGAUGAGGAACAAAAGCUGGGCCUUCAUUGGUGAUUCCAUAUCAAGAAACCAUGUCCAGUCUUUCCUAUGCUUGCUCUCCGAGGUCGAAGAGGCUAUCGAAGUUUACCAUGACAAAAACUACAAAUCUCGAAGAUGGCUCUUCCCGUUGCACAACCUCACCGUCUCGGUUAUCUGGUCCCCGUUUCUGGUUCAAGCUGCCGUCUUCGAAGACAGCAACAGUUUUUCUACAUCAGAUGAUGUUGAACUGCAUCUUGAUACACUCGAUAAGAUUUGGACUCAGCCGUACAAGAGCUUGGAUUAUAUGAUACUUUCAGGUGGCAAGUGGUUCCUAAGAAAUGCAAUCUACUACGAGAACAACACCGUGUUGGGCUGCCACAGCUGCUCCAAGAGGAACUUCACCGAGCUAGGGUUCGACUUUGCAUACCGCAGAAUGAUGAGGACUGUACUCAACUACAUCAUAGCAUCAAAUCACAAGGGCAUGCUCUUUUACAGGACCUCCACUCCGGAUCACUUCGAGGGGGGCGAGUGGUACGAGGGUGGAACAUGUAAAAGAGAAGCACCGGUGCAAGAAGGCAAAGUUGAGCUAACUGAGCUGGACAAGAUUCUCCAUGACAUAGAGGUGGAGGAAUUUGAGAAGCUAUCAGGAAAAGUAUCUGAAAGUGGGGUGAAUCUAAGGCUCUUCGACGUGAAUCCUAGGUCAUUGUUAAGACCCGAUGGACAUCCGGGCCCCUACCGAUUCUAUCAACCUUUUGCCAAAGACAAGGAGGCGAAGAUCAUCAGCGACUGCCUGCAUUGGUGCCUGCCUGGCCCGAUAGAUUCUUGGAACCACGUCUUGAUGGAAAUGGUCGUAAGUUGAGGGAAAUCUGCAUAUGCUGAAUCUUGAAUUCGAUAUUGUGAAGGUCAUGAUAAUGAACUCUGAUUCAUCAGUUGAUUUAAAUUGGGAGAUGAAGUA
Messenger RNA from Salvia miltiorrhiza (redroot sage), 1527 nucleotides. Its product is annotated as protein trichome birefringence-like 24. Gene Ontology annotation, molecular function: O-acetyltransferase activity. The record is from RefSeq and is a predicted model, not a curated record. Bases 151 to 1431 code for a protein of 426 amino acids. The transcript is spliced from 3 exons. NCBI's taxonomy places the organism in Eukaryota, Viridiplantae, Streptophyta, Magnoliopsida, Lamiales, Lamiaceae. Gene Ontology annotation, cellular component: Golgi apparatus.